Molecule: messenger RNA, 1353 nt
Organism: Cercospora beticola
Lineage: Eukaryota; Fungi; Ascomycota; Dothideomycetes; Mycosphaerellales; Mycosphaerellaceae
Molecular function (GO): protein binding
Source: RefSeq, a predicted model, not a curated record
AUGAACCUUCUUGCGCUCUUUACAAAGCCAUGGGUCACGCAGAGGACUCCAUCCAGCGAAGUUUGCAAUCAGCAUUCCACUGCCUCCUCUUCGAAGCUCACCAGCAAUCAACCACUUCUUGAUUCCGACUUGAGCAGCAUGAAGACAAACUUAAAUGCCAACGCGAUCAAUUUCUCUUCUCAUCUUGAUCUGCCUUCACCGAAGCAGCAGCACGCCGCGAAAAAGUAUGCCAAAGAGAGGAUCCUCGCCAAUCCGAAAGCACUGGACCGCUUUUUUGACUAUCUCUCGCUAGCUGAUCUGCUCACGUGUCAACGAGUAUGCAAGAGCUGGAGUCAUACCAUAACAUUUUCUCGAAAAUGGAAGGAGCAGCUAUAUCUCGCACCUGCAUCAGGCAACCACGGCCAGCAAACGGCCAAACUGAACCCCUUCCUCACCACGAUCAGCAGCACGAUAUCUGAACUUCACCAGAUCUAUGACAACCUUCCAUGCGACACAAUGACUCCGCUACUUCAAGAAGACCACAGCAUUGUCUUCGCCUGGAAAGGCCGCUACUACCGCCCUCAGACCUUCUUCAGUCGCUCUUCCAAUCCAGCACUGUCAUCUGUCUCGUCAGCAGAAAAUGUCUCCGCCCCCUACAUCGAGUGGCAACUCCGCGAACUGUCGCGGUACGAGAUAUGCUCACUGAACAAUUCCACCCUCUUUCCGGGACCCAACUCAAGUAUCUGGAAAAUGUAUCUAUGCCAACCUCCACCAAUCGAAAUUCACAUCACAGUCUGGGAGAUGGAUAACGCGUACGAAGACGACAGCCGACUACCCAAAGCUGCGGACGCAGGCCACAUCACAGAACGUUUCGUCCUCAAAGCAUGGACAAUACGCGAGAUUUUCGAACGAAUGGACGAAGCGAGGGACGAGGAAAGGAAGGCGCGGAGACCAACCCACGAGGAGCAGACGCCAAAACGAAAGAUGGAGAAGUUCCGACAUCUCUUCAUCAACGACAAGUCCCAGCUAUCGCCGCCAACAGCACCAGCAUUCUCCACCUCUUUCCACAAUACCUCGCAAUGUCAUCUCCCUCCAACACCGACACCCUCACCGCUCCGUCCUCGAGUCGCGAAGAUAUUGGCUGCCCCAGAAACUCCCCCAGAAUUCCCAAGCCCAAAAUUUCCCAAUGCGGCUACUUCUUCAGCCGCCAGCACCUACAGCAAGCCGGCAUCCAUCUCCUCACUCGCUUCCAACGCCAGUCUUGCUAGGAAGAAAGUCCAGCAAGUGCUUCGAAACAACGCUUCGACCAUGACAGUGGGUCUGGGCGGGUACGUUGAGCCUCUUGCUCCUAGUGGAGGAAGAAAGGCAGAUUGA